This is a messenger RNA of Drosophila obscura, 3142 nucleotides long. RefSeq lists its product as uncharacterized. The record is from RefSeq and is a predicted model, not a curated record. The coding region runs from base 343 to 2592 and encodes 749 amino acids. The transcript has 7 exons. Gene Ontology annotation, molecular function: GTP binding; GTPase activity; calcium channel regulator activity. NCBI's taxonomy places the organism in Eukaryota, Metazoa, Arthropoda, Insecta, Diptera, Drosophilidae. Gene Ontology annotation, cellular component: plasma membrane.
GCAGCGGCCGCUGCAGCUUCGUCCGCGCGGACAGUUUCGAGUGUGCGGCUACCGGAGGCGGAAACGGAAGUGCAAAGAACCGCAGCCAGCUCAUCGUUGGCUUCGCUGUGUGUGGCUUCGCUGCGUGUGUGUGUGUGUGUGUGUGUGUGUCCAAACUGUUGCUCAUCGUUGUGUGGGUGUUUGUUUUCGGUGCUAGUGUGUUGGUAUUACGAGUGACAGUGACGGCGACGGCGACCAAGUCGUGUGGUGUGGUGUAUGGUGGUCUGGUGUUGGACAAUUAGUAAACUUCGCGUAGCAGACAAAAUUAUCCUGCAAAUUGGUUGAAAAUGGAGGAGCACUGAAAUGGCACAGCAGCAGCGCAGCUGGGACGAGGGAGCCAGCGGAGGUGGUGGCUACAGGCAGCAGGCGGGCUUCGGUCCGCAGCACAAGUCAACGGCAAGGACGGCCAGCAAUCCAUUGCCGAGCAGAGGAGCCACUCCCAAGGCGCCCAGGCCCUACCAUCCGACACCGCCCUCGGUAUAUGCAACGCCCCUGGUGACGGGUCCGCGCAGUCCGAGCUAUGGCUACGGCGGGGGAUACGAGGCGCCCAGGAGUCCCAAAAUCACGACAUCCUUUGCCAGCGACAGCUGCGACGACGGGAGCAGCUCCACGCCCAGCUCCUACUACCAGACGCCGCCCUCGGGCUCCAUAGAUGACUCCUACUCGCUGCUCAGCGGCCGCACGACAGCCGCCCGCACUCCCAAUGCGCCGUGCAAGUUUGUCUUCGAUGCCGUGAGUCCCAGUGCCGGAGCGGAGCACCCCACCUUCUCCAAGAAGUUUGAGUACUACGAGCCCUUCUCGCCGGAUGGGGGACCCGAGUACUAUGAGCCGCCCAGCUCGCCGCGUCGCCAGGGCUCCAAGAAGCUGAUGAGGAGCAAGCUGCCGCUCGAGCCGCUGCCUCUGGUGACCACAACGGGCGUAGGCGAUGGCAGCAAGCGGCGGCACGACGAGUGGGAGCUGCCGGUGAUCAGCAAUAUCGAUGUGGGCUCCCGAGCCGGAGCAGGGGGAAGAAGAGGCGGCUACUAUGGGCUGAAGCGCGACUCCUGCGUGACCGAGUGCACCCAGCUGUCCAUGGAGUCGGGCGAGACGUGCACCCAGCACACGAACAGCACCCAGGUGACCCACACCACGACAAGCUUCAGCUUCACGGACCCGGAGCACAGUCAGCAGCAGCAGCAGCUGCAGCAGCAACUACAUCGCCAGCGGCGCCACGCCAUCAACAUCACCUCGAAUCCUGGCUACCAGGUGCUCCACAGCUCGCACUCCACGCUGGACCGCACAUGCUCCGACAGCGUCGUCUCCCUCCGCUAUCGCAAGUCCACCAGCGACCUGACCCAGGAUCCGGAUCACGAGCUGAGCGGCUGCAAGCCACCCAAGCCGGCCAAGGCGAAGCGCGAGGUGGUCGAGCACAAGCCCCGCCGCAGGGGCAGCUCCAAGGGAGGCCUGGCCCUGCUCGCCAGUCGCCGCAACUCACGGGACUCCAUGAAGAGCGCCUGCUCCAAUGCGUCCAUCGUGUCCAACGAUGAUGUUGGCCCGCUGGCCUUCCAAAGCUCCAAUCGUGGACGUCAGCGGAGAACGUCGAACUUUCUCGAGCUGCCAGUUCCCGACCACAUUCGGCCGCGAGUCUGCUCUCUGCCGGAACGCCCGUACAAUCCGCGGGCCAGCGACGAUCUCUACCGACUGCGUCACUUCUCCAUCAGCAAGGGGAACGUGGUCAACUGCGGCGAUUCGAUAAUCUCGCGCCGUUCGCGGAGCAACACGAGCGUCAACUCGACCAACAGCAGGGCCAGCGAGAGGUCCCCAUUCGAGGGCAGCUGCUGUGGCGGCGGAUAUGCCAACGUGGACUCCCUGCCGGUGUCCUCGGACGAGUCGGACAACCUGGAGCCGCCGCCUGCAGCCCGCUACCGCGUGGUGAUGCUCGGAGAUGCCGGCGUGGGCAAGACGGCGCUGGUCAACCAGUUCAUGACCUCGGAAUACAUGCACACCUACGAUGCGAGCCUAGUUUUAGACGAUGAGUUCGGCGAGAAGACGGUCAGUGUGCUGCUGGAUGACGAGGAAUCGGACAUGGUCUUCAUCGACCAUCCGAGCGUUGAAAUGAGCGUCGAGAACUCCCUCUCCACCUAUGAGCCGCACGGCUGUGUUGUCGUAUUCUCGGUGGUCGACCGGGGCACGUUCCGUGUGGCCGAGGAAAUCAUCAAUUAUCUGUGGCAGGAGAAAUACACCAAGGACAAGGCCGUUAUUCUCGUGGGCAACAAGGCGGAUCUGGCCCGUGCCCGGCUUAUCACAUCACAAGAGGGUAAGGCCCUGGCCGCCUCACGCGAUGCCAAAUUUAUCGAGACUUCAAGCGGCAUACAGCACAAUGUCGAUGAGCUGCUCGUCGGCAUAUUGAAGCAGAUGCGCCUGAAGGAGGUACGCGAGAAGAAGGCUACCCAGUCGAAAAUGAAGCACUCUCGCACCCACAUAUCACUGCAUCUGGCCAAGGAGAUACUGCAGAAAAUCUGCCUCAGCGACAUAUCCAAGUCGAAGAGCUGUGAGAAUCUCCAUGUGCUCUAAGAAUAAGAAUCCCACCGCCACAUACAUAUAUACACACAUACAUACAUACAUAUGUAUGUAUGCCAAGCCAAGGAGGAGGAACGGACGGAGGAGCCCACUGUCGAUGUCUUCUUUUCGGGGCAUUCCUGUGAAUAAGCUAAAAUUAUGCCACAGAGCAGGAGCACUGUGCAAAGAAGAAUUUUAUCAAAAGCGGCAGGCGGAAUAUUUUGAAUGCCAUUCAGAUUAGCCGGAGGGAGGCAGGCCAAACGGGGGGCCCACGCUUUUGUUAUGUUUUUUUUUAUUUUUUUAUUUUCUACGUCGCCAUCGCCAGGCCCCAAGAAUAUUGAAAGUUCAAUGUUAGGUCGCCGCUCCUCCCAUUCCCAUUCCCAUCUCUCGCAUCCGCAUCCCCUUUGCCGUGGCCAUUUCGCGCAAGUCAUUGGCGGUGGUCAGGCCUCCGCGGGCAGCGAUUAUUCGUUUGUUUAUGGCGGAUGUUUCGAUUAGCUUAUCGUGCCCAGACGCACCCACUUUCGGGUGGUGCUGUUGGCCUUACUGAUAAGAUAAGCGGCGACCC